Messenger RNA from Ascochyta rabiei, 2868 nucleotides. RefSeq lists its product as uncharacterized. The transcript has a single exon. The record is from RefSeq and is a predicted model, not a curated record. Lineage: Eukaryota; Fungi; Ascomycota; Dothideomycetes; Pleosporales; Didymellaceae. The coding region runs from base 1 to 2868 and encodes 955 amino acids.
AUGGCUCGAGUCGCGCCUAAUGGCCCUCGUCCAGAUGGGGAAGAGACGGACGUCAACGGAAGGGUGGAGGCUGAUGAGGCACGUGAAGGGACCAAUCGCUAUCAACAAAACGCAACGCUUGGAGACGACAUGAAAGAGGGGGGAAAGGAAAAGAAAGAGCCAGCGAAGAUCAAGAAAGCAUGGGACAAGCUAGGACUCGACGCCGGGACGUUGAUGAUGAUGGGCAAGGCCGCGCUCCCACCAACAAUAGCAAUCGCCAUGUACCAAGCCGACAAGGUCGCGCAAACGUUCUCAACUCUCGGAUAUCUUGUCGCUGUCAUUUCGAUCCUUGGGUUUUGCAUCAUGCCGAGAGCAAAGUUCAUUCAAACCAUGACUUUGAACAUCCUCAGCACAUGCGUUGGCUCAGCUAUCGCAUUACUGAUGGUGUGGUCCGCCGUCAAAGCACGCGAACACACUACAGUUCCUGGCGCGACCCCACAGCGAUACAACUCUUCACAGUCUGCAGUCCUGGGUGUAUGGUUGUUUUUCCAGACCUACAUCGUUAACACGCUGAAAGCGAAGUUUCCACAACUGGCUUUCCCAGCUAUCAUCUACUCGAUCCUGAUCGAUGUCGCGGCGACUUCAGGUUUUUUUUUCACGACGCCUGCACAGUGCGAAGCUUUCAUUCGGAGCCUUCUCAUCUCAUUUCUUACUGGGUUUGGCCUUGCCACUGGUGUAAGCUUGUUCAUCAUUCCUAUCACCUGUCGGGCGGUUGUUGUAAAGGAGAUGACUGGGUACAUUGGGUUGUUGAAAGGAGCGAUUGGAGCACAAAAGGGAUACCUCCACAGUCUGGAAGGAUCAGACAUGUUCGGGCAGACAUACAUACCUGAAGCCGACGAGGGCAACGAUGCAGACAAGGAGAGAAAAUCCAAGGCUAAGCCGGAAGUUGCAGCUGUAAAGAAGAUGACAGCUGCUCUUCAGGAAUUGCACGGAAAGCUCACUACAGAUCUUGUGUUCGCUAAAAGAGAGAUCGCGUACGGCAAGCUGACGCCAGACGAUUUCGAAGGUAUAUUCAAGCACCUGAGAUCUAUCUUGAUGCCGAUUCUUGGUCUUGGUUCAGUGAUGGAUUUAUUCGAGCGAGCGGCAGAGAUCAAUCAUUGGGACGGCGAAGAAGUGUCAGAGCAUGAUCAAGAAUUACGGGAAAAGGCUGUCGGCGAGUGGAAUGAGCUGUUCUCGUUCGUCCACGAACCAUUCGAUCAAAUCAUGCAGACUAUGGACGAGGGCCUCACGCAUGUCAUGCUCAGGAUGCAGUUCACAAAGCCUCCUAAGAAGAAGAAAGGCCAGAACCAGGGUGAUGCGGAGGCAAAGGGCGAUACAGUGAAGCCUGGCGACAAGAACUUCGCAGAGUAUAUGAAGAAACAAGCCGACAUUUUCUACAGCUCAAAGGAGCCAACGCUCCGCCACUGGGUUGAGAGCAAGGGUAUAAAUCUAAGCGCCGACUACUUCUCACGUCCCGAUGAGAUUGACGACGAGACACUUAAACGCCUGCCUAGCAUCGCCACACGAAAGCGUGACCAGCGACAGUUGUACAUCGUUCUGUACGUCAUCUUCUUGCUCAACUCAAUCAGCCGCUCGAUCCUUGAGUUUGUCAAAUUUGCCGACGAACAUGAUCAAGCCACAGCAAAGAAGCAGAUAAUCAACCCCGGCGGGAAGCGCCUCAAGAAGUGGGUGAAGAGUAUCCUCCAAUCGCAGGACUCGAACCAUGACGACGUGACGACGAUUGCUGGCUUUGAUAGGAACAACACCCGUGUCUACAUGGGCGAGGCAUACGAGAGCAAGAAAGACCCUGAGCAUCUACCACCUAACAAUGCCUGGGAGAAGUUUGGUAACGUCAUCCGCGCAUGGGCUAGAUUCUUCCGCUCCUCUGAAUCUGCGUUCGGUUUCCGCGCUGCAUGUGCUACCAUGUCGAUUGGCAUCAUCGCCUUUCUCCGAGACACGCAAACCUUCUUCGUAGAACAACGUCUCGUCUGGGCCAUGAUCAUGGUCGCUAUCUCCAUGACUCCGACUGCAGGUCAAUCCAUCUUCCAGUUCAUGCUCCGCAUUGCGGGAACCGCGGUUGCCAUGUGCGUCGCCUGGCUGAUCUGGUACAUCCCUGACCAACGCACUGGGGGCGUCAUCCCACUCCUUUGGUUCUUCGUCGCUAUCGGCUUCUACAUCCCACUAAAGCGUCUUGACCUCGUGAUUGUCGGUAUGAUCAGUGUCGUCACCGCCACUAUGAUCGUAGGCUACGAACUGCAAGUCCGCAAAAUCGGCGUCCAAGCCGCAUCUGCCACCGGCCAACCUGCGUACCCCAUCUACCAACUCGGUCCCUAUCGCCUCGCAACCGUAGUCGUUGGUCUUGCGGUGGCAUUCUUCUGGACUAUAUUCCCCUACCCGAUUACCGAGCACUCUGCGCUCCGCCAGAAGCUUGGUGGCGCGCUGUACUUGAGUGCCAACUUCUACUCCAUCAUGCACGAGCAAGUUCUGUCGCGCAUACGAGGCGAUGCAGGCGAUGAAGAGAACGACAAAACAUCGCCAGGCUUCAUGCUAAACAAAGUGCGAAACAAGGUCUUUGCGAAGCAAAUGCUCACUCUGCAGGCACUCAAAAUGCAUUCCGGUUUCGUGAAAUUCGAGUUCCCCCUUGGCGGCAAGUUCCCAGCGGAAGACUACGAGAAGAUCAUCGGCUACGUGAACAACAUCGUGAAUCACACGGCGUUGCUGGGCUAUGCCAGCCAAGCCUUCACGCAUCCAUUCCUCGAUCCCGACAGCCAGACGAGGAGGCGACAUGGUCAUCCACCAGCUUCCCGAAACAGGCCAGUCCUCAAUGGUUCCAUGACUUCCGGCGGGUGA